Molecule: messenger RNA, 1366 nt
Organism: Arabidopsis thaliana (thale cress)
Lineage: Eukaryota; Viridiplantae; Streptophyta; Magnoliopsida; Brassicales; Brassicaceae
Gene: GLYI7
Product: Lactoylglutathione lyase / glyoxalase I family protein
Exons: 3
Coding region: 82-708 (208 amino acids)
Source: RefSeq, marked reviewed
CAUCCUCAGAUCAGUUCCGUAGUUUACUGGAUCACGACACACACACAUAUACACGUGUACAUAUAAGCCAUUCUUAUCAAAAUGACCACCUUCCUCCUGAAUUCUCAUUCAUUAUAUAGGCGUAUAUUUCGGAAUUCUAAGUUUUGUUGCUACGAUCGAGCCAGCGUUCUGUUUCUGUACGUCUCUCUGGGUAAGAAAGAAAAAAUGAAGGACGAAACGGGAAACCCUCUGCAUAUCAAGUCUUUGAAUCACAUCUCUCUUCUCUGUCGAUCCGUCGAGGAAUCCAUUAGCUUUUACCAAAACGUUUUAGGGUUCCUCCCUAUUCGCAGACCUGACUCUUUUGAUUUCGAUGGCGCGUGGUUGUUUGGACAUGGAAUUGGGAUUCAUCUUCUUCAAUCUCCUGAACCUGAGAAAUUACUCAAGAAAACAGAGAUUAAUCCCAAGGAUAAUCACAUUUCUUUCCAGUGCGAAAGCAUGGAAGCAGUGGAGAAGAAGCUCAAGGAGAUGGAGAUAGAGUAUGUGAGAGCAGUGGUUGAAGAAGGUGGCAUCCAAGUGGACCAACUCUUCUUCCACGACCCUGAUGCCUUCAUGAUCGAGAUAUGCAACUGCGAUAGCCUCCCCGUUAUCCCUCUCGCUGGAGAAAUGGCUCGUUCAUGCUCUCGACUUAAUAUCCGCCAGCUCGUUCAGCCAACUCAGAUCCACCCCUAGUUCUCUCUGUCUUCCCUAAUUUCUGUUUUCGUAAAUAAUUUCAAGUGUCCAUGUGAUUGUCUCUUUGAUUGCGUGUGAAUAUAAUUGCAUGUAAUAAACAGCUAGUGGUAAGUUGAUGUGAUUCCUCAACCGGGAAAAUGACCAUUUGCUUCACACUCUAGUCUCUCUCUACCAUUAUUUGAGAUACCAAACUCUCUCUCUCUUUUGUUGUUAUGCUUCUAAAACAUGUGGUUAUAUGAUAGUAAGAAACCUUAUAAUACAAUUGAAAUCGCCUAAGAAGCUUAGAGAGAUAAGUAACAUAUGUUAUCUGAAACACGUGACAUGAGACAUCUAUUUUUUCUGUAAGUGGAAUAUAUCAGAGAGCUCCUCUAGGGAGGAUGUUAUCGCACUGAAGAGAAAGUUGUCGCCGGAAGUUUUGGAUGAAAGCUUCGGCGCAUUUGUCGACAUCAUGAAUCUUAGGCUUGCUCUCUAGAUGACGACUACCAUUUGUAAGGGUUGUCACCGAUUUUCUCUUCUCUGUUAUGACUUUGGAGUUGGUACUGUGCACAGAAAGUGGUUGUAAGGAACUCAUUUUCCUGAUCUUUUUAUGUGUGUUUUGGGAUAGUUGGAUGGUGGUGAGAGUUCUGAUUUUAAGGGCUGUGUAUUUAUAGGAUUGUUU